AUGCAAGUAGUUCCGUGGGCUCAGGACCCUCGGUUCCUAGAUGGCCAGCAGGAGGGAGCUGUGCCCCUGUCCUCUCCACCUCCAGACACCAUUGCUAGUGUCUACAGACCCGGUUCAAAUUCCGACAUUCAUGAGAGACCGUACUUGGCACGUGUAACUUCUGCUACUGUUAUAGCAUUUUUAUUUUUCAUCGUGGCCGUCCACUAUUGCCUUGCUCGAAGGGCCCCCCCUCGCAAACAACAGGGUCCAGUCGACCGGCGGCUGGCUAGCGGCAAUGAGGAGGAUGAAUAUGGGAAAACAGAGAACGGGGGAGGGCUUCUGGCCCCCCACACACCUGGAUGGAGCCCAGACCCCCUCAUCCGAGUAGCUGGAAGAGAGAGAAAACGGCGCAACAAUGACGUUGACGAUGGCAGUCACCGAGCAAAAAGGCCGUUGGUGGAGAAGCCAACAGGUAUUGCGACAAUCGUUUCGCGCAGCGAGCCUUUCCCCCCAUUGGAGUCGCCUUCGGGGAGUUCUUCUUCUUACCAACAAGCUCAUGGCGGCCUACAGGUAAGUCCGGACGCAGUCAGUGAAACUGCAGAGUCAGCAACAGCCCAUGGCCCGACAAUGGCAGAUCCAUACUUGCAGGAGUCAUCUACAGUUGAUGCAUGGCUCCUCCAGCAGAUUAUAGAUAGCCCCUCCGUACCUUUGCCUGGCUGGACGGCUCAGCACGCUGGGGACGGGCAGUACCCUGAAGACUGGAUAGACGCAGACACUGAUCAGGGGUCCGCGCAGCUUACGGUGGCAGACACGGCUUCCAAUCCUGGAAUGCUCACUAGCCUUAGCAGUCAGUCUCAGUCUUCGGGGGGCAAGUGGGAAACACACCCGGAUGAGUGGCCGGCGGUACUGCACCAAAAUCCUUACGCAGACGUGCCCUCCACCUCAGAAAUUCCCGGCAGCGUUGGCGACCAGCUGCAGUCUUUCGGGGGCGGAUGGCAGCCACAAACGGGCAGUUGGCCAGUGCAAGUGUACCCAGAUCCUCACGCAUACUAUCCAUCUGUCUACGGAGUGCCCGGCACCCUUGGCGGCCAGCUGCACCCUUUUGAGGGUGAAAAUGAGACACAAACGAGCAGCCUCCAAGGGCUAGUUCUCGCAGAUCCUCAUGCAGAGCAGUCUCCCACCUCUGGAGAGCCCGGCAGCGUUGGCGGCCAGCUGCAGUCUGUGGGGAGUGAAUGGAGACAAGACACGAGUGGUUGGCCGAUGCAACUGCAUCCAGAUCAUCUCGCAUACCAUAUAUCCAACCCUGGAGUCCCCGGCAGCCUUGGCGCCCAGCUGCAUCUUUUGGGGAGUGAAUGGGCCCCCGUACCUAGUGGUUGGCAGAUGGAACUGCACCCAGAAAUUCUCGCAGAACAUCCCUCCGCCUCUGGAGUACCCGGCAGCGUUGGCGGCCAGCUGCAGUCUAUGGGGAGUCACUGGAGACAAGACUCGAGUGGUUGGCCGGUGGAACUGCAAACAGCUCAUCUCGCAGAGCAGUCUUCCACCACUGGAGUACCCGGCAGCGCUGACAGUCAGCGACAGUCUUUAAUGGGUGAAACGGCGACAGAACCGGGUGAUGUGCGGGCUCCGGAGGACCAAAGGCUUCACGGCUCAGAAGGUUCCGGACACAGUCAGGAUUCCACAGACGUUUCCAUGGAGGAAGUGAAAUACCAGAGCCAUGCGUUCUACCGCUUGCCACCUGUUGCUGGGACGUUACCUCCAACCGUGUUUAACUGGGGUUCGGCCGUAUGCACUGCUUCCCGUAAAAAGCUAUCUGCAAUACUGAUUCCGCUUAGGAGUUUGAUGCUCAAGGAAACAUUGGACCGUGAUGACCUCCGAGCCCUCAGGCAACUGGCCUGUGGUUGGUCCUGCAAUGGAGAUGUCGAAUUGGUGGGAUAA
Messenger RNA from Eimeria mitis, 1914 nucleotides. RefSeq lists its product as uncharacterized. The record is from RefSeq and is a predicted model, not a curated record. The transcript has 11 exons. Bases 1 to 1914 code for a protein of 637 amino acids. Lineage: Eukaryota; Apicomplexa; Conoidasida; Eucoccidiorida; Eimeriidae.